Malassezia vespertilionis is the source of this 2160-nucleotide messenger RNA. RefSeq names its product ERMES complex Ca(2+)-binding regulatory GTPase gem1 (gene GEM1). The record is from RefSeq and is a predicted model, not a curated record. Lineage: Eukaryota; Fungi; Basidiomycota; Malasseziomycetes; Malasseziales; Malasseziaceae. Gene Ontology annotation, molecular function: GTPase activity; calcium ion binding; GTP binding. Bases 1 to 2160 code for a protein of 719 amino acids. Gene Ontology annotation, cellular component: mitochondrial outer membrane. Gene Ontology annotation, biological process: mitochondrion organization; small GTPase-mediated signal transduction. The transcript has a single exon.
AUGCGGCAGGAAAUCCGUCUUGUGCUUGCUGGGGACAGUGGUGUGGGAAAAUCGACUCUUGUGACAUCUCUUAUCAAGGAAAUAUUUGUGGAUGACGUGCAGCCGGUUGUACCGGAGAUUACAUUACCACUGGACGUCUCCCCCGAAGGCGUGCUGACGAAAAUUGUCGAUACGUGUGCUGCGGGGGACUUUCAUGAGCGUUUUGAGACAGAGCUUCGCAGGGCAAACGUGAUUGCGUUGGUGUACUCUGUGAUGGACACGGAUUCGUUUGAGCGCAUUCCAUCCUACUGGCUUCCCUAUAUCCGUUCCCUUGGCAUCAAUGUGCCAGUAAUCCUUGUGGGCAACAAGGUGGACCUGCGUUCGAAUGAUCUUGCCAAUGAGGAGCUGGAGGAAGAGAUUGCGCCUGUAAUGUCUGAUUUCAAAGAGGUUGAGACGUGCAUUGAGUGCAGCGCGAAACAGCUGCUCAAUGUCAGCGAAGUCUUUUUUUACGCCCAAAAAGCAGUGUUGUACCCCACAGCGCCAUUGUACGAUUCGCGCUUACAUGUUCUUAAGCCCGCAUGUGUGGAUGCAUUACAUACCAUAUUCCAGCUUUGCGAUACUGACAAAGACGGCGUGUUGUCCGACGUGGAGCUGAACGAGUUUCAACGCCUGUGUUUCAAGGCCCCUCUUCAGCUCGAGGAACUGGAGGGAAUUCGUGCCCUGGUGUCCGAUGGCACAAGUGGCCUGGACGGCGACCCAGCAUUGCGGGACGGCGCGCUGACGCUUGCUGGCUUUUUGUAUCUGCACACGCUCUUCAUUCAGCGCGGUCGUUUAGAAACCACAUGGACCGUAUUGUGGACGUUUGGGUACGGCAUGGACCUAACUCUCACCAACGCUUACGUGUAUCCGCACUUUGUCAUUCCUCCAGGGUGUGCUGCGGAGCUUUCUCCGAAUGGAUACCAGUUCCUAACCGAGGUAUUUAAAGCGCACGACAAGGACCACGACGGUGCGCUGAGCGCAACGGAACUGGCCGCCCUCUUUGCCACUGCACCCGGCAAAAAUCAUCCUUGGGGCGCGAAUUUUCCUGCAAGCACAGAGACAGACGAGGCUGGGGCUGUGACGCUCCAGGGCUGGCUUGCACAAUGGAGUAUGACGACGCUGCUCGAGCAUCGUACCACGCUCGCCUACUUGGCGUACCUUGGCUACCCACUCUUUGCAAACCCCUUUUCUAACACAAGCUUGCCAGGAAGCGGCACCGUCUCGCCACACGGCGCGAACAUGGGGAUGUACACGAGUGCAUCCCCUACUUCUUAUGCAUGGAUGGACGGUACUGCCGUCUCUACACGUCCGCGCCAAGAUGAACGACUCACGCCUGCAACCACCGCGCUAAAACUUGUGCGGCCCCGUAAGGCAGCUGACCGGAAAAAGAGCGGUGCGGACCGGUGCAAUGUCUUUUUGGCGCUUGUGCUUGGUGCGCCGGGCAGCGGAAAAACUGCACUGCUCUGCAGUCUGCUCGGUAAACCAUUCCAGACCAAGUACACGCCCACAAACAAGCUCUUCCGCGCCGUCAAUGCCGUGGAGGAGGGCGGUGCCGAGCAGUACCUUGUGCUACAGGAGUACGGGUCGCACCAGGAAGCAGAAGCACUGCGCAGUCCGUCCAAGCUCGCGAAUGUGAGCGCGAUCGUGUACGUGUACGACUCGAGUGAUACCAAUUCUUUUUCCUACAUUACCAAUUUGCGGCAGCAAUUUCCGCACCUGUCCACACUACCAUCCCUGUUUGUAGCCACCAAGGCAGACUUGGACCUCGUGCAGCAGCGCCAUGAAGUGCAGCCAGAUGUGUACUGCAGAAAACUCGGUCUGCGUAUUCCACACCUUGGCGCGGGGCCGCUAAAUGUGAGUGUGCGACAGCACCAGGUGGCAGGGCUCUACAGCUUGCUCCUGUCCAUUGCUGCGAAUCCGCGCGGGGCUGUGCCGCAGCAUAGCAGUUCGCUGAGCUACGCGCGUAUGCGGUGGAAGAUGGCUGCGUACGUCUUUCUCGCCUUGUUUGGCGCGACUGGCACGGCGUGGGCAGUGCUGCGCAUCUUUUUUUCGCGGGGGCCUUCUUUAGCAAGCCUGGCGAGCGCAAAGGCUGGCAGCUGGUUUGCGCCAUUGUGGGGCGGCGCUGCGCGUAGCGAACUCUGA